AUGGCCCGGCAUAUGCAGGAUACCGACAUCGCUGGUCGUUAUUUGGAAAUGGUGAAUGGUUUCGAGCAGAAGAGGCACAAAGGCUUUGUAAUAGUGGAGGACAUCAGUCAAAAGGUCCGCGUGGUUAGCCUCGACAUCUCGUCCGAAGUCUUCAAGAAUCGCAAUUCGACUCUCUCGAUGGUGGUUCGCAAGUUCCACAAGGCGACUGAACAAAAGCGUAUUUGGAAACAAACCAGGCUCUGA
Molecule: messenger RNA, 243 nt
Organism: Penicillium cinerascens
Lineage: Eukaryota; Fungi; Ascomycota; Eurotiomycetes; Eurotiales; Aspergillaceae
Exons: 1
Coding region: 1-243 (80 amino acids)
Source: RefSeq, a predicted model, not a curated record